AUGGUAAAUAAAAUACAAAGAGAAUGUAUCUUAAGUAAAUGGAGUCCAAAUUUAACAUUUAGCAAAUAUCAUUCGAGAGUUGUAUAUACUGUUUUUUAUCAAAAUAUUUGCUUACCACCAUUGGAUCAGGUGCAAAAUUUUACAAUUGCACCACCACGCACAACAUUUUCAAUACCAAUCACAGAUACAAGAUUAAUUAUGGCAAAUUCUAUCAGUGAUAAGAUCAAGAAUCAUAAAUCAAUGGGUGUUGUCCAUGAUAGCACUGUUAAUGUGGAAAAUAAGAAAAAAUUAUCAUUUGAAACGGUACUUCAUGCUGCACAACAUGUUCCACCACCAAAUACUAUCAAUGGAAACACUCAUAGGUUUAUCAAAUCUACCCAAACUACUCUAUCACCAAAUCAAAAAACAACCGCAUAUUAUGUUGAUUACGAUGAAGAACGAAGCAACAAUAAUGGCAGUAACAAGGAUUGCGAUGACAACAAAAAAAAUAAUAAUAAUGAUAAUAAUAGUAACAGUAACAACAAUAAACAUGGUGAUAAAAUCAAUAGUGACAGCAAUAAUUACGACAGUAAUAAUGGCGAUGAUGAUGAUGAUGAUGCUGAUGCUAUUGAUGAUGAUGACGAUGAUCAUAAUGAUGAUUAUGAUAACAAUAAUAAUAAUGAUGAUGAUGGUGAUGAUGAUGAUAACAUUUAUAAUAACAAUGAAUAUGAAGAUAGUGAUAUAAGUACUGAUUUAAUAUCAGCAAGUGAUAAGCAACCUAUUUCUGCUAGCAAAAAUGUUGCAUAUCGUAUUGCUGCCAAUCUAUUAAAACCGAUAAGGACGAUAAAAAGUGUUGCCAUUAAACCGAAUCCGGCAACUAUCCAUCGUGGUUUUCAACAUACGGAACCAUUAAUUCCUGAAAUUACUUCUUCUACUACUUUACUUCCUCUAAAAACUAUUAUCACACCAUUUAUCAAUAAUGCUAUUACUACUAUUGCUAUUACUACUCCUUAUGCUAGUGAUAAUAUUAUUACUACAAGUAACAGUAUUGAUACUGAUAAUAGUGAUAUUACUGAUACCGCUACUAUUACUACUACUACUACUACUGGUACUACUAUUAUUGCUACAACAACAACAACAACAAUAAAAGUUACUGCUACAACAAAAACUAUUACUUCAGCAAUGCAAUUUAUUCCUAUUCCAAUUGAAAUGUUAGUUCGGGAAUGGAAUACAACUACAAAAGAUUCAGAAUUAUCAAUUCAACAUCAAAAUUACACUCUUAAUAUUGGAAUUUUAGAACAGGAAUUGAAUAAUCGACAAAUGAUACGAAAUGGAUUAAUUAAAGAACUCAAAUGCUUUCAUUAUUUUGCUAAUAAACAACUCAAUGGUUAUCGACAGGAAAUAAUCAAACAAAUUGGUUUACAAGAUUGUUUACAUAAUUGUAUUUUACGCAUUUCAUUUUUAUGUUUGAGUGUUAAUUACAAUAGGAAAACAAGGGAAUGCAUUUUAAAUGCUGAUAAUCGAAUUAUCAAUAAUGUUCAAUUAACUUCAUCAAAAUUAACAGAUUAUUAUGAAUAUGUUUGUUUGAAUGCACGAAAACAAGGAUUAAAAGCAAAAAAUACGCGUAAAAUUUAA
Brugia malayi is the source of this 1614-nucleotide messenger RNA. RefSeq lists its product as uncharacterized. The transcript is spliced from 5 exons. Bases 1 to 1614 code for a protein of 537 amino acids. Lineage: Eukaryota; Metazoa; Nematoda; Chromadorea; Rhabditida; Onchocercidae. The record is from RefSeq and is a predicted model, not a curated record.